GGCUCGCUGCAACGUCAGACAUCGUCCCCGCGGUCGUGCCAUGCGCACUGGCGCUUGUUGUUGUUGAGCUGGUUGUUAUGGCUGGACGAGGCCUCGGACUAAACUGAGAGAGGACCCCCGCACCACCCCCCGUCUCUGCUACGGGACACCCCCGCCACCCCAUGGAGGGCACGGACAUGGACGUGGACGCGGAGCUCAUGCAGAAGUUCAGCUGCAUGGGCACCACGGACAAAGACGUCCUCAUCUCGGAGUUUCAGAGGCUGCUGGGCUUCCAGCUCAACCCAGCCGGUUGCGCCUUCUUCCUGGACAUGACCAACUGGAACCUGCAGGCUGCAAUCGGUGCAUACUACGACUUUGAAAGUCCCAACAUCAACACGCCGUCCAUGUCUUUUGUUGAAGAUGUGACAAUUGGGGAAGGAGAGUCAGUUCCUCCAGACACACCGUUCACAAAGACCUGGAGAAUACAAAACACAGGCGCAGAGUCGUGGCCACCUGGGGUCAGUCUCAAGUACAUAGGUGGGGAUCAGUUUGGGCAUGUAAACACAGUUAUGGUGAAGUCACUAGAUCCCCAGGAAAUAUCAGACGUGAGUGUGCAGAUGCGAAGUCCAACGGCUCCAGGCAUGUACCAGGGCCAGUGGAGGAUGUGUACAGCCACCGGGUUAUUCUACGGAGAUGUAAUCUGGGUGAUUCUUAGCGUAGAAGUCGGAGGCCUCCUUGGCGUGACGCAGCAGUUGUCCUCGUUCGAGACAGAAUUCAACACCCAACCCCAGCGCAACGUGCAGGGAGACUUUAACCCCUUCGCCUCACCGCAGAAGAACAAGCAUGACGCCACUGACAACAGCUUCAGAGAUCCCGGCGGAGCCUGGGAACGUACACAAGAGCCAAUCCAGCAAGAUCAAAAUGGACUGUCUCAUAAUGCUGUAAAUAGAGCAUCGAAUGGUCUCCAAACAAAUCUUUCUGUGGUGACAUAUGGUCAGGGUAUUCACGGACCCUAUCCAUUUGGACAGAGCUAGAAAGACAAAGACCCCAACCCCCUCCCCCCUACCCCCUCCCCCCCAGCCCCCCCACCUCAUGGUGAAUAAUGAGCAUAACACCCUUGGAGUCCUUAAGUGCAGAGGAGUCAGAGGCGGGGGGGGGGACAGUUGUUUUAUAUUGACUCAUGACAACCCUCUCCCCAACCUCAUGGCCCUUUCAAACUGGCCCACAAACUACAGUGGGGUGAUGGAUUACAUCCGCUACAGUGAAAACAUCCCACCUGACAACAACACCCGGAUUCGCAUGUGUGAAUGCUUCAUUUAAGAGUGCUAUAAACCCUUCGAAAACACACACGACUAUUUUUUAUUUCCACCGUAAAAACACGCCUAAUUAAAGGGAAAAUCAACCCUAAACGACCUGCAAUAUGAUUUGAUAUUCCCUCGUUCAAUUGAAUAUUUCUUUGGGGUUCCUACACAGAUCUAGAGAUGUUCGGAAAACUGUUGAGAAUAGUUUAAAAAAAAAAGAUUGUGAUCAUUUUGAGGCCUUUGGAAAACUGUGGGAUGUACAUUUUAGAUUGGAAAUCUUUUGUCCACCACACCCAACAGUCAUUACUACAAGCGUAUGGAUUAUUUUCCAGUUUUCCUGAAAGCCAUACAUCAGUUUUCAUGCAGAAACCCGGUGAACAAUGUGGAGUGUUAAUGACAAGAAAUAUGACUAGGUAAAUAUCGGAGCGUUAACAUUCACAAAAGACUAAUACUAAAACACAGAAUUACUCGUUUUUGGAUAAAUCUGGAUGGCAGAGAUGGUAAAGAGUCCUGUGUUUACAUCUUGUGUGCACUCACGUCUUUGGACAAUUCAAAACGGUUGGAAGAUUUGUAUUUGACUGAAGAUUAUGAUUAGAUGUGCAUCAGUCAGAUUGAAUGAAAGGCUGAAACAGCUUGUUACCGGUUUUAAGAAAAAAAAUGCUUUGAGAACAUACAAUUUACUGUAAUGCUUCAAAUAUUUUUACAAUGGAGAAUAAUUCGAUUUGUGGCUGAGAAGUUGCCACCAAUAUUUGUCUUUGUAUUACAUUUAUUACUCAUAAGAUACUGCUGUAAUACUGCGUUCACCCUUUCAGGACAAAACUGAGCAGGACCAAGAUUUCUGUGGCAGGUUAGAUAACACAUAUUGACCUGUUUGUGUCAGCCCGACAUAAGUGCCAGUGUUUCCUGAUACUUCCUUGACACAUUUGAAAUGUAGCAACACGCUAACAUUACACUCCGAGGUCGACAGUCUGUGUAGUUAAAGUAACAAAUAAAAUCAAUGUCUACAAUAUGUGAAAGUCGUAUUAGUAUCCAGACGCACAAGUGGCCAAUAUUCAAAGAAAAGCAUCCCUGUGUAGGAACCCUGUCUCUCCCAAAGAUGAAAUCCAGAGAACCACGACACUAAUCUAUUCUGUCAUCAAGUCACACUGCCUGCAGCUUCCCGAUUCAGACUGCAUGGAACGUGUGUUUUUUGUUUUUUCUUUAUUUUUUAUUUGUUUGCUGUUUUUUUUUAGGGUGGAUUUUCGCUUUAAAUAGAUGCUGAAGCGCAAAAGGAUGUGAGUGAGUCUGAUCAAGUGAGGUGUGAGGAAGGGUUGAAAAAGCCAUCUAAAUCUAUUUUGCCUGAUGAGUGACUGUAGUUUUCAGAGUCCAUGUCUACAGUACGUGUACUUGAUAUGUGUGUGUCUCUGUCGGUGUGCGCGCGCCUGUUCUGUGUGCAUGUACGUUAUUGUUUCUCUUUGGAUUUAACUGACAUAAAAAAAAAAUGGUGUAUACUACUUGGGCAAAGGUUGACGUGUCUGUUCACACACACACACACACACACACACACACACACACACACACACACGGAUAUUGAGAGAGCUUUUGCUGGGCGUGUACCUCUGAAGUAUUGUCGAGUGAUUCUGCACCGUUUGAACUGACUCACUAAUUGCCCUGUUAUUUAUUUGCUGUCUUAUUGUGCACUGCAGAUGCAAAGAGUCCCAUUUACAGCCAGCAGGUGGUGCUAAAAAAAAUCAGAUGACCAACUUGACCUGACAUCAUGUUGAGAGCAUUGGAUAAAUAAAAAAAGGUGAUAAGUUGAUGUUUGAUUGUAGUAAUCAACAAUUUGAAUAUGAAAAUUAAUGCUUUGCAUCAGGAUUAGCACUGAUGUUCCUAUACUGCUAUUUGCACAAUGCUGUCCACUUGUGAUGAGCAAGUGUUUUUUUUUUUGUUUGUUUUUUUGGCUGAUUAUGAUACCAGCAUUUUUCCAGAAGGUUUUAUUGAUUUGUUUCUCCCCUUAAAGUUCUUCACAGCUUUAAGGUUUUGUUGCAUAAUGUUAACCAUAAACAUUUUAAACAUUAGUUUCCUCACUGCACCCAUGUCUAAUCUUAAAAAAAAAAAAGAUCAGUUCAUGUUUAUCUCGAUCACACAUUUAGGUUUUUACAUAUCCGUGAGUGAGUUACUCUCUGUCUGCUAUCACACCUGAAUUUACUUUAGCUUUGCUAUGUUCAUUAUGUCAGACAGUGGACUUCAUCAUGUAUUCUGGGCUUGAAAAUAAAACAGGAAAUGUUGAUGGAACCAUGAUAGUGUUACUUUUUUUUCCCCCCCAGGCAAGAGUUAUUUGUAUUAUUCCAAAGUUUAAUUUAUCAAAUGUCAUUCAUGAUAUCUGAGUUCAUUGCUUAUGUGAUGUAAAAACAAUUCACCAGCAUUCUGUGUUGCAGUGCUGCUGUAUGUCUGUUGAAAGUCAGCUGAGAGUCCUCCUCCCAAACAGUAUACACUGUUCUGCAUUGCUUCUUUUAGUUACGUCAGUGUGUGUGUGUCUGUGUCUGUGGGGGUGUGUGUGUGUGUGUGUUUCCUUCUUGUGAGCCUGCUUGUGUGCGAGAAAGAGACAGAUGGUGAGAAAUCUGAAUAUUGCUGGAUUCAUUCUCUACUUUUAGUUUGUGACUAUGUACGGAUCUGAGAUGGGUGGCAUGGUGAGUGGAUGAGAUGAAAGUUUACAUAGUCCUAAAAUAGCACAUUUAUCUGAAGAGAAACUGUCAAAAUAAAGUUGUUUUUUUUCUCCUGUAUCUAUAAUUAAGCAUUUGUAUGAUUAAAUUAACACUGAAACAAUGA
This is a messenger RNA of Larimichthys crocea (large yellow croaker), 4088 nucleotides long. It is a transcript of the gene ilrun, whose product is annotated as inflammation and lipid regulator with UBA-like and NBR1-like domains. Gene Ontology annotation, cellular component: phagophore assembly site. Gene Ontology annotation, molecular function: ubiquitin binding. NCBI's taxonomy places the organism in Eukaryota, Metazoa, Chordata, Actinopteri, Sciaenidae. The record is from RefSeq and is a predicted model, not a curated record. Gene Ontology annotation, biological process: macroautophagy. The transcript is spliced from 5 exons. Bases 162 to 1013 code for a protein of 283 amino acids.